AUGAAGAAGGCUGCCCCGAAUGAUUCUACUCAAACUGCCAAACAGGGGACUAUUUGGUUAGCGCCGUCCAAGAUGAAAGUAGAACAGCUGCGCGACAUUCUUCAAAAAUACACUUCCGCAUCCAUCCUACCCAAGGAUGUUUUUGGUAUUGGAGGCUCUUUGGAAGCUGAGGCGAGGAAUUCUAAGGUGGGAACCAGGAGAAAAAUUAGAGAUGAAGAUGACAAAACAGAAUCACCUGGUCGCAAACGGCAAUGCAAGGAUCCAAACCUACUUGGCAAACAGGGGCUGUCCAGUACAACGGCUGCGGCAGAGCGUGAUCAGCAAACUCAACAAUUGGGCACGGCUCUGCUCCCUUUGGUAGCUCAAGAUUUGUUGGCUACACUCAGUGCGCACGCCGGCUCCAUCAAAAUACCUGCUGCUGGCCCCCUUGAGGAGCAGCAAGCGAUUGAGGUUGCCCCGGGAGAUUCAGCUCAACCUGCUCAGCAACCCAAGCCUGUGCCUUCGGCCAAAUCCUCACUAGCCCUGGGCGCCCAUCAACCCAGCACGACCUCCAUAGCUGCCCCGGGAGAGCUCAACCUGCUCAGCGGCCAGAGCUUGUGA
This is a messenger RNA of Puccinia triticina, 600 nucleotides long. RefSeq lists its product as uncharacterized. NCBI's taxonomy places the organism in Eukaryota, Fungi, Basidiomycota, Pucciniomycetes, Pucciniales, Pucciniaceae. Bases 1 to 600 code for a protein of 199 amino acids. The transcript has 4 exons. The record is from RefSeq and is a predicted model, not a curated record.